This is a messenger RNA of Trifolium pratense (red clover), 735 nucleotides long. RefSeq names its product auxin-responsive protein SAUR78-like. The record is from RefSeq and is a predicted model, not a curated record. The transcript has a single exon. NCBI's taxonomy places the organism in Eukaryota, Viridiplantae, Streptophyta, Magnoliopsida, Fabales, Fabaceae. Bases 51 to 443 code for a protein of 130 amino acids. Gene Ontology annotation, biological process: response to auxin.
CAAGCAUUACCCAUAAUUAUCUUCUUAAUUUGUUUCUUCAACUUUCCAAUAUGGAAAAAGUUGCAAAACUAACAAAGCUUAAGUCAGUGCUCAAGAAAUGGAACACCUUCACAUAUUACAACAAUAAUAAGCACAACCGCUCCAGCAUCAGAGCGGUUGCUAACGAUGAUGUUGACUCAUGUGCGUUGUCGGGACAAGACCUUCGCCCAGUGUUCGUUGGAAAGACGCGACGACGUUACCUUGUAAAUUCUGAGGUUGUUGAACAUCCGCUUUUCCGGGAGCUUGUGGAUAGGUCUCGUGACUCGACCGAUGUAAACAUCGAUGAUGAUGAGGUUAACGUGGCUUGCGAGGUUGUCCUAUUCGAGCAUAUGUUGUGGAUGCUCGAGAACUCUGAUCCUCAACCUGAAUCGCUGGAUGAACUUGUUGAUUAUUACAGUUGCUAGAUGUGUCGUGUUACUUGUUGCAAAAGCAAUUGCAGAUUAUGUGUAACAAUUUAAAGCAAAUUAACGAUCAUGCAUUAAUGGUGAUGAUGACAAUAACAUCCCUUGUAUGAAAAUAUACAUAAUUAAUGCAUGAUCCUUGAUAUUGAUUGUAAUUUAUUUAUAAGAUAUGAUUAACCAGAGAUUGGUCAUUGAGAUCAAUCAGGUGGUGUAUUGCUUUAUGAAUCGUUUUGAAGUCUCACCUUGAUUUUAAUUCUUUUUUUACUUCUAAUAAAAAUUAUUAUUAUGAGCAUUA